UGCUGAAAGUAGGAAACACCAAAAAAAUGCACAUACUUCUGGAUCAAAGAGCUUUGCUAGGAGAAGGGCCGAGAUGGAAAUUGAGCUCGGGCACACUGUUAAUCGCUCAGAACUAUGGAUGGAUACCCACAAAGUAAAAAGAGGGUCAUCUGUUAAUGAAGAAUGUAGAAUUAUCACUGAAAAGAUCAUAAAUGAAAUGGAUCAAUGCUCGCCUUCUCAAUCACAAUUUGUUUCACAAGAUGAUCCUGUUGGCAAAACCUUUGGAAAAGAACACAAUGGACGUGUUCGUGGGUUAGGUUUUGGACCAUGCCCAUCUAAGGUAUUUAACAAUACAUCAAGGAUGAAUGAGGAUAAUCAAAUGAAGGAGUAUGUGUCCACUUUGGAGAAAGAGUUAGCUGCAACUAAAGCUCAAUUGCAAGUUCAAAGUGAUAAGUUGCAAGUUCAAAGUGAUGUGCAAAAGGCCAUGGGAGGGGCUCUUGUUGCUAUUUUGGAAAGAACUUUUGGCAAAGUUCCUGAAGAAUUUGCUAUCUUCCUUAACCAAACAUCUAAACCAGUACCCGAUGAAAGAAGCAAGCUACAAUCUUCACAAGGGAGUGGAAAGCAAAAUUCAUCCUCUAGUCAUCAUGUUAAUGGACAAUCUUCUACAUGAUAUGCAACUGACUGCAGAUUGGUCAUUGGUUGUUGUUAAGGCAACUCUCUUCAUUGUGACUUACCUUGUCUGCAACUGCUUAUACACUC
Molecule: messenger RNA, 738 nt
Organism: Ipomoea nil (Japanese morning glory)
Lineage: Eukaryota; Viridiplantae; Streptophyta; Magnoliopsida; Solanales; Convolvulaceae
Exons: 5
Coding region: 74-649 (191 amino acids)
Source: RefSeq, a predicted model, not a curated record